This is a messenger RNA of Neoarthrinium moseri, 2220 nucleotides long. RefSeq lists its product as uncharacterized. The record is from RefSeq and is a predicted model, not a curated record. Gene Ontology annotation, biological process: proteasome-mediated ubiquitin-dependent protein catabolic process. Gene Ontology annotation, cellular component: GID complex. Gene Ontology annotation, molecular function: protein binding. NCBI's taxonomy places the organism in Eukaryota, Fungi, Ascomycota, Sordariomycetes, Amphisphaeriales, Apiosporaceae. The transcript has 6 exons. Bases 1 to 2220 code for a protein of 739 amino acids.
AUGAGCAAACCAUCUGUGCCCCUUCACCCCCGGCUCCUGGCAACUCCUCCAUCGAAACCCUCGUCACUGCGGGAUCUGGUCUCCCGCAGCAAGCACGAAUUCGAGGUGGCCGAACAACAACCCACGGCCAGAUUCACCCCAUCCACCUCCGACGACCCACCCAUUCCGCCAAUCCCCCAGAUAUCCCCCAACACAGUCCUCUCUGCCCCGAACCAAGACCAGCACGAACCAGCCAGCCCGUCACUCGCACCUGUCGACCCGGCCGAACCAUCACCGCCGUCUCCAACCGAGCCGAUACUGAGACAGGUCCUGGGCAGGAGGAGACGGGCCUCCAACGACGACUACGGGCCUUCGGCACCUGGGGCCGAGCUUACAGAAGCUUCGGCUUCUCGGAAUAUAUCCACCUCGCACCAGCGUACGGCGAAACGCAGGCGUGCUGACGAUACCAUGUUGGCAGACAACGAUGGAGCUGCGACGUCAAAUGGGGCUUCGCGGGCCUAUUCGAACGGCAAGUCACGUCAGCAGACGUCGCCGUCGUCCAGCGCCAACGGAACACAAAAACCCGCCGUCUCAACCAACGGCGCUUCCAAGCCUAGACAACCCGAGACGUAUUUAGGCCAUGACCGCGAAGAGGUCACCCGGAUACUGAUACAAGCCCUGUCAGAUAUGGGAUAUCAUACGGCUGCACAGAGCGUCAGCAGGGACAGCGGCUACGAGCUGGAAAACCACACCGUUGCGGCGUUCAGGAAUGCCGUACUCGACGGAGCCUGGGACGAUGCCGAAAGGUUACUCACCGGAGCAAGCUCCUCGAACGGCCGCCAAAACCAGACCAGCAACGGUCUGAUGCUCACCCACGACGCAGACCGAAAUUUGAUGAGAUUCUGGAUACGGCAGCAGAAAUACUUGGAGCUUCUAGAACAAAAGCAGACGCCACGGGCCCUGGCAGUUUUGAGAAACGAGUUAACGCCCUUAUCCCAAAUAUCGUCAAGAUUACAGCUCCUCUCCAGCUUGUUGAUGUGCGACGGCCCGGAGGACCUCAAGUCGAAAGCGAGCUGGGACGGUGCGUACGGUCAGUCUCGGCAGGUGUUGUUGUCCCAAUUAUCAAAAUCUAUAUCGCCAUCUGUCAUGCUCCCUGAGCAUCGGCUGGCCGUCUUGCUCCAUCAAGUCAAGGAGAGCCAAAUCGGUAUGUGUCUGUUCCAUUCGAGCGCGGAAUCGCCGUCUCUCUACUCGGACCAUGUAUGCGAUCGGCGGAAUUUCCCCUCGCAACCCGUCAUUGAGCUCGAUGACCACUCGGGCGAGGUAUGGCAAGUGGUGUUCUCGCACGACGGGACCAAGCUGGCUAGUUGUGGCGGCGACAAGCAGGUGAUCAUCUGGGAUGUUCCGUCGUUCAGGAGGCUUCAUCACCUCGCCGAUCACGACGGCGGAGUGGGAAAUGUCGCGUGGAGUUGGGACGACUCCAUGCUCGUGACUUGCUCUCAGGAUAGGUUUGCACGGGUGUGGAAUGCAAAUACGGGGGCCCUCAUCAAGACACUUGAACGGUUUCAAGAGCCAGUCAGUAGUUGCGUAUGGGCUGCAGACAAUGAAAGUUUUAUCACCGGUUCGCUGGACAGAUCACGUGGCCUCUGCCAGUGGGAUUUGGACGGUGAGAAGGUUUUCGACUGGGCUACGUCCUUCCGGGUCGAAGAUUUGACUGCAUCACCGGAUGGGCGGUGGCUCGUCGCUAUGGAUGACAGGAACCACAUUCACGUCUACAACCUCCUGACGCGUGAUCUGGAAUACUCGAUCGAUCUGCGGACGCGGUUGACAUCCGUCAGCGUGAGCGCAGACUCGCGAUUCCUGCUCGUUAACCACCAGAGCGGUGUGGCCGAGUUGUUUGACCUGGCGAGCAAAGAACAUGUGCAGACGUAUACGGGCCACACCGGAGGUAUGUAUAUGAUUCGCAGCGCGUUCGGUGGAGCCAGCGAGAGUUUUGUCCUGAGCGGCAGCGAAGAUGGCUAUAUCAACAUCUGGCAUAAGGCCUCAGCUGUGACGGUAGACAGAUUGGCCGGCCAUCAGCCAAGGACCAACUCAGUCUCGUGGAGCCCCACGGACCCGUGUCUCUUUGCCUCCUGUGGCGAUGACGGGAAGGUCAAGAUAUGGUCCAACGAUGAAUGGUUACGAAGACAUAGCCAGGAAUUCUCCAGGGAUUCGAACGGCUGGCAUGGACAGCCGAUGGACUAG